UAUUUGAACCUUUUUUCUACCACCGAACUAACAUUCUAUCUCUUUUUUCUUUUCUCUUUCACAUCAUCCAUGUGGUUUUUUCCAAAAGUAAGAAAUUAACAGGUGAGAUGCUAGGUGUUUUUCAGGUAUAAUAGAGAAAAAAAAGAGAGAAUUCUUCGUUGUAAGUUUUAUCUUUCGGAUAAAACACAAAGAAAAAAAGGGAGAAGAAAUUUCUUAAUAAAAAAGUCAAAUCAAUGAAGUCAAAAGCAAAGGGCUCCUCUAACUUGAUUAGAAGAUAAAGACUUUAUUGGAGACAAUAACCUCAGUGCAGUUCCAAGACUUCUUCAGGAAGACAUGGAAUCUGAAUGAAUCAAUCUUGGAUGAGUUGGAAACUACGUUGUUGACUCUUCAGGCUGUCCUCAAUGAUGCAGAACAGAAGCAGAUUACCAACCCUUCAGUCAAAGAAUGGCUUCAGAGGCUAAAAGAUGCAGUGCAUGAAGCAGAGGACUUGUUAGAUGAAGUCAACACUGUGGCAUUAAGGCACAAUUUGGAGGAUCAGCAUCCACAUCAAUCUGUUGCCGGCAAGGUAAGGAGAUUUCUUUGUUCUGGUUUUCGGUUUCACAGGGAUAUGAACUCAAACUUAGAGGCCUUGUGCCGAAGGCUUCGACUAUUUGCUGCACAGAAAAAUGGUCUUGGCUUGCAACUUGUUAGCAUGAGGGUGUUGGUUAGAGCACCAACAAGUUCUGUGGCAAAUGAGUUGGGUGUAGUUGGUAGAGAUGGUGAUAAGGAAAAAUUGAUGAGUUUUCUGUUAACAAAUGAUGCAAACGGCAACAAUAACAGAAUAGGGGUGAUUACAAUUUUUGGCAUGGCUGGUGUUGGCAAAACCACCCUUGCACAGCUUUUGUACAAUGAUCCUAGAGUUGAAGAGAAUUUUGAUCUGAAAGCAUGGACAUCUGUUUCUGAAGUAUUUGAUGCCACUGUGGUAACAAAAGCCCUUCUGGAGUCACUGGCUUGUAAGCAUUUUGAAGGCGAUAAUCUAGAUUUUCUCCAAAUUGAAUUGAGGCAAAUGGUUAAGGGGAAAAAGUUCUUGUUUGUGUUGGAUGAUCUUUGGAAUAAUAAAUAUGUGGAGUGGGAUCACUUGCGAGCGCCUUUUAGUGAGGGAAAACAAGGGAGUAGGAUCAUCAUCACAACUCGCCAAAGAGAUGUUGCUAAAAUGACACACACAUUCCCAAUUUACCAUUUAGAACCAUUGUCCCAUGAAGAUUGUUGGUCACUGCUGUCCAAGCAUUCAUUCGAAAACACUGAUCCUAGAAGACAACCCAGGUUGGAAAUGAUUGGCAGAAAAAUUGCAGACAAGUGUGGUGGCUUACCUAUAGCUGCAAAGACAUUAGGAGGCAUUUUGAGGUCCAAAGUGGAUGAAAAUGAAUGGACCAAUAUUUUAAAUAGUAACAUCUGGGAGCUACUAAACGAUGAUAUUCUACCUGCUCUUUGGUUAAGCUAUAUCUAUCUCCCUGCUUGUUUAAAAAGAUGUUUUGCUUAUUGUUCAAUUUUCCCGAAAGGGUAUCCUCUGAAUAAGAAACACGUAGUACUACUUUGGAUGGCAGAGGGUUUGCUCCAACAAGGCCAGGAGAAAUCAAUGGAAGAAAUGGGUAAUCAAUAUUUUGAUGAGCUAUUGUCAAGAUCAAUAAUUCAACAAGAGGGAGAGUGUUAUGUAAUGCAUGACUUAAUCAAUGACUUGGCCACAGUUGUGUCAGGAAAGAGUUGUAACAGGUUUGAGGGCUCUGAAAUAACAGAAAGCGUCCGGCACUUUUCCUAUUCCAGAGGUAAGUAUGACUCUUCGACCAAAUUUGAAAGUUGUUAUAGAGCAAAAUGCUUGAGGACGUUCCUCCCAAUGCCGUUGACUGAUGAUCCAACUUUAUGGUGGUAUUGGAAGCAUUACCUGACCAAAAGGAUCACACAUGAUUUCCUGCUCAGACAAAGACGCCUGCGAGUGCUAUCAUUGGCGAACUAUGAUAACAUCAAUGAAUUGCCUAAUUCAAUAGGUAAUUUGUUACACUUGAGGUUCUUGGACCUCUCUUUUACUCCAAUCAAAAGGCUGUCUAGUGCAAUAUUUAAGCUUUAUAAUCUUCAAACAUUGAGAUUGUUAUACUGUCAGAACCUCAGUGAAUUGCCUGCAGACAUAGGAAACUUGGUUAAGUUGCGUCAUCUCGAUAUCACUGGCACGAAGUUGAAGAUGUCAAGACAGAUAACAACCUUACAACACCUCCAAACCCUGAGUACUUUUGUUGUUGACAAACAAUGUGAGGGACUAAAGCUUAAAGAUAUGCGAUGCUUCCCGAAACUGCAGGGAAAACUAUCAAUCAUGGAACUGUGCAAUGUGGAUCAAACAAUAGAUGCACUUGAAGCAAACUUGAAGAACAAACAGUUCAUCGAGGAGUUGGUGUUAGAUUGGAGCAAGCAAGCUGAUCAAGGUUUAGGAACUGAAACUGAGGUCCUUGAGCAUCUGCAGCCAUCAAGAAACAUAAAGAAGUUCAUCAUAGAGUCCUACAAUGGAACCAAAUUCCCAAGUUGGUUUGCAGAUUCUUCAUUUUCGAAUAUUGUGUUCUUGUCUAUUAGUGGCUGCAACUAUUGCUUAUUUCUCCCACCACUUGGACAACUGCCUUCUCUCAAGGAACUUUAUGUUACAAGGAUGAAAACGAUAAAGAUUAUUGGUCCUGAGUUUUAUGGUACUUCUAGUUCUUCCUCUCCUUUUCAACCAUUUCCAUCCCUUGAGAUCUUAUCAUUUGAGGAAAUGCUAGACUGGGAGGAAUGGCAUGUGUUCAGUAUAGAAGGCUUAGAGUUCCCUUUUCCAUCUCUUAAGCAUCUACGUUUGUACAAUUGUCCUAAGCUGAAGGGUCAUUUACCGCGCCAUCUUCCUUCUAGUUUGACUGAUGUUAACAUAUCAUACUGUGAUCAAUUGGAAGCAUCUACUCUACAUUGGAUUGCAUCAACUAAAAGUUUGACUAUCAUUGAUGGGGGUCAACAUCUUUUGCCAAUCCUUGAGACAGAUUCGCAGUGCUCGCUGUCCUACAUGAAGAUCGAAAGGAGUGAUAGGCUGACAUCUUUUCCCAGAAUGGUUCUUAGCAGCCAUUGUCUCAGUGACUUGUAUCUUACCAAAGUUCCAUCUUUUACCUCUUUCCCAACCGAAAGCAUGCCGUCUUUGCGAACAUUAAUGCUAUCAGAAUGCAAGAAUUUGGAAUUCCUACCUGAUGAAGCUUGUAGGAAUUACAGUUCACUUGAGAAUUUGAUGAUUUGGGAUAGUUGUCACUCUCUCAGUUGCUUUCCAUUUGGAUCUCUCCCUGUACUCAAAUAUCUUCAUAUUUGGGGCUGCCCCAAUCUCAUAUCAAUUUCUUUUUCAAGUGUUGACAGUUAUGCACAAAAUUUGUCAAAUCUUCAAAUAUUGAGAAUAAGCAACUGUCCUAAUCUGGAAUCAUUUCCUCAAGGUGGAUUGUCCACUCCCAACCUAAUGGAAUUCAAGGUCAUUAAUUGUGGGAAGCUAAACUCACUACCGGAACGGAUGAACAUUCUCUACGCUCUUCAAGAUUUAGAUAUCUCUAAUGUUCCACAACUUGUGUCAUUUCCUCAAGGUGGCUUGCCGCCGAAGCUACGAUCCGUGUUCAUAGGCUUUUGCAAAAGUCUAUCACCCGUGGCUAUAUCUGAGUAUGGUUUCCAGUGGCUCAGUUCUCUUUUGAAGCUUGGAAUUGGAGGUGAUGAUCUUGUUCAAUCAUUCCUGGAAGAAAAUUCAAAUGCAUUUCAACAUCUCACCAUUCUUCAAGAGCUUCACAUCCUAAGGUGUUCAAAGAUUGAGUCCUUGCCUGAAGACAGGUUACCUUCCUCUCUUUUAUUAUUGAGGAUUCAGGAUUGUCCCCUUCUAGAAGCAAGGUACAAUAAUAGGAGAAAGACACAUUUCUCUAAGAUUUCUCACAUACCUACCAUAAGAAUAAAUGAAGAUGUCAUAAUAUAAGAUGUCAAAUGGAAAGGAAGAAAAGGUUACUGAAAAGUAGAAAGGUAAGGGCUUCAAUUCAGUUCAAUAAUAUGACAAUUGUUCAUUAUUCAUUAUCUGUUAAUGCCUCUGUUUCUUUGUUCCAUGUUCAAAGAGACUAAGUAUUAGAGUUGU
Messenger RNA from Arachis ipaensis, 4135 nucleotides. The record is from RefSeq and is a predicted model, not a curated record. NCBI's taxonomy places the organism in Eukaryota, Viridiplantae, Streptophyta, Magnoliopsida, Fabales, Fabaceae.